Phodopus roborovskii (desert hamster) is the source of this 1004-nucleotide messenger RNA. RefSeq names its product apolipoprotein B mRNA editing enzyme catalytic subunit 1 (gene Apobec1). Gene Ontology annotation, molecular function: zinc ion binding; RNA binding; cytidine deaminase activity. Gene Ontology annotation, cellular component: cytoplasm; nucleus. Gene Ontology annotation, biological process: cytidine to uridine editing. Lineage: Eukaryota; Metazoa; Chordata; Mammalia; Rodentia; Cricetidae. Bases 212 to 907 code for a protein of 231 amino acids. The transcript is spliced from 5 exons. The record is from RefSeq and is a predicted model, not a curated record.
GCUUCCUCACCACGGAGGACAAAAAUCCAGACGCCACUUCCUUCUUCAUUUACAUAGUUCAGAUAUCAAGUAACAGCUUACUCUCAGGAAUGAGUCAUGCUCUGUCAGUGCAGAUGGCUGUGGGCACACCCGAGGAAACGAAGUCCAGACACACAGUUGGCAGAAGUCACCCUUACCACACAAGCUCCAGAGGAAGGAGUCCAGAGACAGCAUGAUGAGCUCCGAGGCAGGUCCUGCUGUUGCUGACCCCACUCUGAGGAGAAGAAUUGAACCCCAGGAGUUUGAGGUCUUCUUCGACCAGAGGGAACUUCGGAAAGAGACUUGUCUGCUCUAUGAGAUCAACUGGGGUGGCGGAAGGAAUAGCAUCUGGAGACACACGGGCCAGAACACCAGCAAACACGUGGAAAUCAACUUCAUAGAAAAAUUCACUUCAGAGAGAUACUUUUACCCAUCCACCCGGUGCUCUGUCAUCUGGUUCCUGUCCUGGAGUCCCUGUGGGGAAUGCUCCAAAGCCAUUACAGAAUUUUUGAGCCGGCACCCCAACGUGACUUUGUUUAUUUAUGUAGCACGACUCUAUCACCACAUGGACCAGCGGAACCGGCAAGGACUCAGGGACCUCAUCAGCAGAGGUGUGACCAUCCAGAUCAUGACUGAACAAGAGUACUGUUACUGCUGGAGGAAUUUUGUCAACUAUCCACCUUCAAAUGAAGUUUACUGGCCAAGGUACCCAAAUCCGUGGAUGAGGAUGUAUGUGCUAGAACUGUACUGCAUCAUUCUAGGACUUCCACCUUGUUUAAAGAUUAUAAGAAGACACCAACACCCGCUUACGUUUUUCACACUUAAUCUCCAAAGUUGCCAUUACCAAAGGAUACCACCCCACAUCCUUUGGGCUACAGGGUUGAUAUGACCUCUGGGAGUUGGAGAUGAAUAAAAUGACUCCUUGUAUAUGUACUGUUUGGACAGCAAGCAAUGGUGACCUAUUUAAAAGUGACUGCCAUGAAGAA